UUGUCAGAUAAGUAUUUUACUCUGUACUUGAAUAUCUUUUCUCUUUAUGUCUAAGAUUUCUCUCUUUGUAAAAAGAAUUUUCUUUUAUUUUACAGAUUUUUUAAUGAGCAAAGAUUCAGGAGUGUGAAGUGUAACAUAUAGAGUGCAAUAAUAUGAAGAGGCGACACAUUAGAUUAUUUUGGUUACUCGGUUAUGGAUGUAAUUAGAGUAAAACGUGGAUUAUAAAGCCACUUUGGAUAUCUUUUCACUUUUCCAAUUUACCUGAAGAGUAGCAAUCAACUGCAGUUUCAUCAUUUUCAGCAUCAGAAAAAUUAUCUUGGUUUAAGUUUUGGAGACACUGGGUAUGAGAGACGGAUGGUCCAUCGAUAAUUGGAGAAGCAUCUGCUGUAUCUAGAAAAUAUUCAAAAUUAUAACUGCCCUCAAUGACAGCUGAGUGAUAAUAUUGUAUCGAAUGUACAAAUCUGGUGUACUAUCAUUGAGUCUAUUCUAUCUCCAUGGAAUCUUGCGAAUUGGAGUCAUUCAAUUGAUCACAAUACCCUGAUGGCUCUUUGUUGGUGGGAGAAGGGCUGCCAAGCAUUUCUAUGAAUGUAAUAAUUUUCAUAUCGGAGCCACGAAUUUCGGACACCAGCGGCCCGAAAUCGCUUUGCUUAGUAAGCAAGGGGAGGGGAGAAGAACUCUUCGAAGAGCAAAACAGUGCGCGCGUAAGAAAUCGGUAUAAAGAAGGGAGGAGGGGUGGCUACAUCACUGAAGAACGUGUAAAUCUCGAUGUAGACCCAUAAAACGCGCAGAACUUUUUGAAACCACGCCCCUGUCAGCGACUGGCGCUAACAGAAAUAAAAAAUCUGAAGGAAGAAGAUAAAAUAGUAUAUGUAGCUGAAAUGUUACACGAAGUUUUGCGCAACCAAGCCGAAGAAAAGAUUCAAAAUGAAAGGCGACAGGUAAUGAUACCUACUUCCAGUAACGGUUCGAUUUGCUCUUCUGAAUCGUCUGCGAUUCGAUCUCGUUUCCCGAUUGACUCUUUAAAAGAUUUCAUUAAGUUCAACGGUGAUCUUCGUGAUGGAAAUUACGUCAUGCAAGUGCGAAACUAUUUGAGAACUAUAGGAGGAAGAAGGCUCACGAAACACGAUAUCACAAGAGAGAAAUUAGCUAGUAUUUUAACCGACAAAGUUGCUAUUCAUUACAACUUCUGUGGAACAAAUAGACAGUUGAAAAAGAAACCGUUUAGUACAUUGCGCAUAUGGGAUUUGAUUCAUAAUGAAGUUGUUGAUUUCUCCUACCAAACCAAAGAGGCCGAUGAUACGUGUAAAACGUGGUUAAAGCAGGCAAAAAAAAGGAUGGAAACAACAGCAGAGAAAUUAAAAACCCGUAACGACAAAGACAAGGAACAUGAAGGCGAACAACCCAAAAAAAGAAACCAACAAGAAGCUCAAGAAAACCAAAAAGCUUAUAGCGAAAAAGAAGACGAAUUUCAUUUAUAAUUGUAUUACGAUUUGUAUUGCGUUUUUCUCUAAAUUUAUACGUAUGUACAACUGUACAUCUAUUUUUUUUAGGUAUUUUAGCCAUGUUUAAUGGAUAUGAAACUAUAAUCGAGUAUAGUUUAUUUUUGUUCUGUUCUUAAUUCUUCAUUAUCGUUUUUAGGUAAACUAACGAGCGUACACAUAUAAGUGUAAUUUAGAAUGUAACAUCGACGAUUCUUGUAUUAACAAGUAUUUUUUGUAAUGAAUGUCGCAGGCGGUAUUGGUAAUAAAUACAUUGCACAUAAAAUUUA
Nasonia vitripennis (jewel wasp) is the source of this 1768-nucleotide messenger RNA. RefSeq lists its product as uncharacterized. The record is from RefSeq and is a predicted model, not a curated record. Lineage: Eukaryota; Metazoa; Arthropoda; Insecta; Hymenoptera; Pteromalidae. Bases 879 to 1478 code for a protein of 199 amino acids. The transcript is spliced from 7 exons.